ACAGGAAAUUACCAUUAUGCGGCUGGUGGUGAUAGUGAUCUACUUGAUACUGAUAAUGCCCAUAACCGGCCUGUGGCGUGCCGAAGGGAGCAACGUGCUGCUCGAACCGGAGCGGGUGUGCGAGGCCAAGCACCGGAAGUCGCGCCGGUUGACGGGCCGGCUGGCGGACAUCUGCAAGAACGACACGUCGCUGAUGCACGUGAUCCACCGCGGCAUCAGCCUCGGGUUCCGGGAGUGCGAGUCGCAAUUCCGGCACAGCAUGUGGAACUGCUCCUGGACCAUCAAGCGCAGCAUGCGCCGCGUGCUGGCCAAAGAUACCCGGGAGACGGCGUUCGUGCACGCGAUCACAGCCGCCGGCAUCACGUACGCGGUGACGAAGGCCUGCACGAUGGGUGACCUGCUCGAGUGCUCCUGCACCCAGAAGCAUGCCGGUCGACCGGUGAAGGAAGGCGACGGAGUUGGUCGCGCUGGUCGCGUUGAAUUCCGGCCUGCCCCAGGAGCAUCGCGUCGGCCAGGACAGGGACCGUCCGGGCGUUCCGGGGGAUCGUUGGGUGCUGGUCGGCUUAUGAUGGCGCCCAAUCGGCGCUCUACCAAUCCGGCCUACAACACCCUGACACCGGCCGGCGACGUAGCCAGGAAGCAGCCAUCGCGGCCCACCGGCAACGGCCAGCGUAUCCAGCGACAUCUGGGGAAACCGGGAGCCAACCGGGUGGCCGGUGCCGGGGGGCAGGAACUGCCAGCCACCCUCACGCUUCUGGCCAGUGGGCAGGAGGAACAGUGGAAGUGGGGCGGGUGCGACGAUAACGUCAACUUCGGGGUGCGCAAGUCGAAGGACUUCCUGGACGCGCGGCUGCGCAAGAAGAGCGACAUCAAGACGCUGGUCCGUCUGCACAACAGCAACGCCGGUCGACUGGCCGUGAAGCAGUUCAUGCGCAUGGAGUGCAAGUGUCACGGGCUGUCCGGGUCCUGCACGAUGAAGACGUGCUGGAUGAAGCUGCCACCGUUCGCGGAGGUCGGUGCCCGACUGAAGGAGCACUUUGAUGGGGCGACGAAGGUGAUCGCCCGGAACGACGGCCACAGCUUCAUGCCGGACGACGCCACGAUCAAGCUGCCGACGCGCAAGGACCUCGUGUACACGGAGGACUCGGACGACUUCUGCGAGCCGAGCGCCAAGAGUGGAUCGCUCGGGACGCACGGGCGUGAGUGCAACAUCAGCUCGAGCGGCGUCGACGGCUGCAGCCUGAUGUGCUGCAAGCGGGGCCAAACCCACAGCCAGGUGGAGGUCCGGCGUAACUGCAACUGCAGCUUCAAGUGGUGCUGCGAGGUGACCUGCAAUACCUGCAUCGACAUCCAGGAUGUCUACACCUGCAAGUGA
Anopheles bellator is the source of this 1375-nucleotide messenger RNA. It is a transcript of the gene Wnt6, whose product is annotated as protein Wnt-6. Gene Ontology annotation, cellular component: extracellular region. The coding region runs from base 17 to 1375 and encodes 452 amino acids. The transcript has 4 exons. Gene Ontology annotation, biological process: canonical Wnt signaling pathway; cell fate commitment; multicellular organism development. Gene Ontology annotation, molecular function: frizzled binding; cytokine activity. The record is from RefSeq and is a predicted model, not a curated record. NCBI's taxonomy places the organism in Eukaryota, Metazoa, Arthropoda, Insecta, Diptera, Culicidae.